Molecule: messenger RNA, 1665 nt
Organism: Schizophyllum commune H4-8
Lineage: Eukaryota; Fungi; Basidiomycota; Agaricomycetes; Agaricales; Schizophyllaceae
Product: WD40 repeat-like protein
Exons: 4
Coding region: 64-1572 (502 amino acids)
Molecular function (GO): protein binding
Source: RefSeq, a predicted model, not a curated record
UGGACUUCGAGGCGUAGACACGGCACCGACGUUCCCCCUUGCCCCCAUAUCUACGUAUACACGAUGUCGAAGAGAACAGCAACGACAGAGACGCUCAGUGAGGGGCAGCCGUACGCGAAGGCCUCAGGGAGUGGGCCGAGGCGGUCGAUGGGGACGACUGAUGAGAUGGGGGAGUUUGAGGAUCAGUGGGAAGAUGAGAUCGAGAGCGACGAGGAGGUGCAUGAUGCGGGGGAGGACCAGGAAGAUGGCAUGGACGUCGAUGGUGCCGCUGAGGACGAAGAAGCACCAGCACCUGCGCGCACCGCGUACAUUCCUGGAUCGCACACCCUCGGCGCGGACGAGAUCCUCGAACCAGACGACUCCGUAUAUAUUAUGCGCCAUACCAUGCACGUCAUGUGGCCAUGUCUCUCCUUCGACGUCCUGCGCGAUAACCUAGGGGACGGACGCCAGCGCUUCCCCGCCACCGCGUAUAUCGCCGCCGGUACACAGGCCGAUACGGCGAAGAACAAUGAGCUGCUCGUCUACAAAAUGUCCUCAUUGCAUAAGACACAGCGCGAUGCGGACGAUUCCGACAACGAUGAUGACGACGAGGACGAAGAGUCCCUCGAUGAAGAUGCCGUCCUCGAAUACCGCUCCGUCCCCCACCUCGGCGGAAUCAAUCGCGUCCGCGCCCAACCCCUGCCCGCCGGCACCGGCCUCCCCCCACCCUCCUCACCCUACUACACCGCAACCUGGUCCGAAACCGGCAAGGUCCACAUCUGGGACGUCCGCCCCCUCAUCGAAUCUCUCGACGUGCCAGGGUACACCUACGACAAAUCGCGCACCCACACGCCCGCCUUUACCCUCAACUCGCACGGCCGCGCCGAGGGCUUCGCGAUGGACUGGGCCGCGUCUGGCCCGGGGGCAUUGCGGUUGUUGACGGGUGAUGUGCAUGCGAAGAUCUACCUGACGACGACGUCGCAGUCGGGCUUUACGCCGCUCGGGCAGCCCUUCGCGUCGCACACGUCGAGCGUGGAGGAUUUGCAAUGGUCGCCAUCUGAACCGACGGUGUUUGCGUCGUGUUCAGCUGAUGCGAGCAUCCGCUUGUGGGAUGUGCGCGCGAAGGGGCGGAAGAGCGUCGCGGCUUUGACGGAUGCGCACGAGAGCGACGUGAAUGUGAUUAGCUGGAAUAAAUCGUCGAGCUAUCUCCUCGUAUCCGGCGGUGACGAUGGCGCGCUUCGUGUCUGGGACUUGCGAAGUGUCAAGCAAACCGGCCCGCAACCCACCCCCGUCGCCGCCUUCAACUGGCACAAAGCCCCCGUUACCUCCGUCGAAUGGCACCCCACCGAGGAUUCCGUCUUCGCCGCCUCCGGCGCCGAUGACCAGACCACCCUCUGGGACCUCGCCGUCGAGCAGGACGAGGAAGAGCUCGGCGGCGCGGACAUGGCCGAGGGCGACGUGCCCCCGCAGCUCCUCUUCGUCCACCAGGGCCAGAAGGACGUGAAGGAGGUGCAUUGGCACCCGCAGAUCCCGGGCGCCGUCAUCACUACCGCGUUCGACUCGUUCAACGUGUUCAAAACUAUCUCUGUGUAGAGUUCUCUUGUAUACCUGCUAGCUAUCGCGCUGUAUUUUCUAUCGACAUAUGUUGUUUGUGGCACAAGAAUUUGUGGCACCAGGCUUUCGCCC